GCAUAAAAUAAACCGUGGAUGACAACCUAUGUACGCAUCCUUUAUCGUACGCCGAUCAGCGCGCAUAUUAGCCAAAUACACAGUUGAGGAAGCGCAUAUUAACCGCACCAUCUUCCUCUUAUGAAAAAAACUUCUCGCGCUUUCAGAAGGGUAAGGCGCGAAUAAGGAAACUUGUGGAGAGGAUAUAUAACUCAAAUUCAUGCGAAGAUUCUCCGUCUGUUCACCUUCGAGUUACCGUCUCAAUCGUCCCAUCUCAACAAUGGCUACCGGAUCCGGUUCACUUGUUUGGUUCCGGAAAGGGCUUCGGAUUCACGACAACCCGGCUCUUGAGUACGCCUCGAAAGGUUCCCAAUUUUUGUACCCGGUUUUUGUUAUCGACCCGCAUUACAUGGAGUCAGACCCAUCUGCGUUCUCUCCCGGUUCGUCUCGCGCCGGGGUUAACCGGAUCCGGUUCUUGCUGGAGAGCCUUAAGGAUCUCGAUUCUAGCCUGAAGAAACUCGGUUCGCGGUUGCUGGUACUUAAGGGUGAGCCUGGUGAAGUACUGGUUCGUUGCUUGCAAGAGUGGAAGGUGAAGAGGCUUUGCUUUGAAUAUGACACAGAUCCAUAUUAUCAAGCGUUAGAUGUUAGAGUUAAGGAUUAUGCUUCUUCAACUGGAGUGGAGGUUUUCUCUCCAGUGAGCCAUACUCUGUUCAAUCCCUCUGACAUUAUAGAGAAAAACGGUGGGAAGACACCUUUGAGUUAUCAGUCGUUUCUGAAGAUUGCUGGGGAGCCAUCAUGUGCUAAAUCUGAACUUGUGAUGUCUUAUUCUUCACUUCCUCCUAUUGGAGCUGUUGGAAGCCUUGGCAUUUCUGAAGUACCAAUUCUUGAGGAACUUGGCUAUACAGACGACGAACAAGCUGAAUGGACUCCCUUUAGAGGUGGUGAAUCAGAAGCCUUGAAACGAUUGACCAAGUCAGUCAGUGAUAAGGCAUGGGUGGCAAACUUUGAGAAACCAAAAGGUGAUCCAUCUGCUUUCUUGAAGCCUGCAACUACGGUUUUGUCACCUUAUUUGAAAUUUGGAUGCCUGUCCUCGAGGUACUUUUAUCAGUGCCUUCAAAAUCUCUAUAAGGAUGUGAAAAAGCAUACAUCGCCACCAGUUUCUCUCCUCGGGCAGUUGUUGUGGCGAGAAUUUUUCUAUACCACUGCAUUUGGAACCCCUAACUUUGACAAAAUGAAGGGAAACCCGAUCUGCAAACAGAUUCCAUGGAACGAGGAUCAUGCUAUGCUGGCUGCUUGGAGGGACGGUAAGACAGGAUACCCUUGGAUUGAUGCCAUCAUGAUUCAGCUUCUGAAAUGGGGUUGGAUGCACCAUCUAGCGCGUCAUUGUGUAGCCUGUUUUCUAACUCGUGGGGAUCUGUUCAUACAUUGGGAACAAGGGCGUGAUGUGUUUGAGAGACUUUUGAUCGAUUCAGACUGGGCAAUCAAUAAUGGGAAUUGGAUGUGGUUAUCAUGUUCGUCCUUCUUUUACCAGUACAACCGCAUCUACUCUCCUAUAUCUUUUGGAAAGAAGUAUGAUCCUGAUGGGAAGUACAUUAGGCAUUUUCUCCCGGUACUGAAAGAUAUGCCAAAGCAGUAUAUUUACGAGCCAUGGACAGCGCCAUUGAGUGUUCAAACUAAAGCAAACUGCAUAGUCGGGAAGGACUACCCAAAGCCAAUGGUUUUGCAUGAUUCAGCAAGCAAGGAGUGUAAGAGGAAGAUGGGUGAAACAUAUGCAUUGAACAAGAAAAUGGGAGGUAAGGUAGAUGAUGAAGAUCUGAGGGGUUUAAGGAGAAAGCUUCAGGAAGAUGGACAUGAAGAGUCAACUAAGAUCAGGAACCAACGAAGAAAACUCAACUAAGUAGGAUUACAAAAGUCUCUCUGAGAUUAUGAUGAAGUGAGUAUUAUUACAAACCCAAUUGUAAUAGCUAAUAGGGCUCAAUCUUUGUAACCAUUAUUCCACUGAAACUUCUAAAGUAACAUAUUUGUUACAUCAAUGGCAAUAUAACUUAUUGUAGCCAUUUCUAUUGAGGUUAACAACAUAAUGAUAUGAAUUUUUGGACACA
This is a messenger RNA of Capsella rubella, 2081 nucleotides long. Its product is annotated as (6-4)DNA photolyase. The record is from RefSeq and is a predicted model, not a curated record. NCBI's taxonomy places the organism in Eukaryota, Viridiplantae, Streptophyta, Magnoliopsida, Brassicales, Brassicaceae. Gene Ontology annotation, cellular component: cytoplasm; nucleus. Bases 200 to 1876 code for a protein of 558 amino acids. Gene Ontology annotation, biological process: entrainment of circadian clock by photoperiod; circadian regulation of gene expression. Gene Ontology annotation, molecular function: FAD binding; DNA binding. The transcript is spliced from 14 exons.